UCUAGCAGGUUCCAGAAGGCGGGGUGGGAGAAGGGAAAGGCGGGCGCAGGAAGGAGACGGGGAGCCAGACGGGAAAAAGCCGAAGGAGAGGAAGGCGGAGGCGGAACCGAGAUUUCCCCGGCGCCAUGGAGAAGGUGAAUGAACUGAAGGAGAAAGGAAACAAGGCCCUCAGCUCUGGCAACACCGGCGAGGCCAUCAAGCACUACUCGGAGGCCAUCCGGUUGGACUCUUCCAACCACGUGCUGUACAGCAACCGCUCGGCUGCCUAUGCCAAAAAGGGGGAGUACCACGAGGCCCUGGAAGACGCUUGCAAGACCAUCGAGCUGAAGCCGGAAUGGGGCAAGGGCUAUUCUCGAAAAGCAGCCGCCUUGGAAUUCCUGAACCGCUUUGAGGAAGCGAAGAAGACGUACGCGGAAGGGCUGAAACACGAGCCGGGCAAUGCCCAGUUGAAGGAAGGCCUGCAAAACAUGGAAUCCAGGCUGGCAGAGCGGAACCUCAUGAACCCGUUCAACAUGCCCAACCUCUACCAAAAGCUGGAGAGCGACCCUCGCACCAGAAACCUGCUCAGCGACCCAAGUUACAGAGAGCUGAUUGAGCAACUCCGCAACAAACCGUCGGAGCUGGGAACAAAACUGAAGGACCCCCGGGUGAUGACAACCCUCGGGGUGCUGCUCGGGGUCGACUUAGCCAGCGCUGACGAUGAAGAUGAAGCCAUGUCUCCCCCUCCUCCUCCACCCCCCAAGAAAGAGCCCAAGGCAGAACCCAUGGAGGAAGACCUGCCGGAAAACAAAAAGCAGGCCCUGAAGGAGAAGGAAUUGGGGAACGAGGCCUACAAAAAGAAAGACUUUGAAAGAGCCUUGGAACACUAUAACAAGGCAAAAGAUUUGGAUCCAACCAACAUGACUUACAUUACUAACCAAGCAGCGGUGUACUUUGAGAAAGGCGAUUACAGCAACUGCCGAGAACUGUGCAAAGCAGCCAUCGAGGUGGGGCGUGAGAACCGGGAAGAUUAUCGACAGAUUGCCAAAGCUUACGCCCGAAUUGGGAAUUCCUACUUCAAGGAAGAAAAGUAUAAGGAAGCCAUCCAGUUCUACAACAAGUCUCUGGCUGAGCACCGGACUCCAGAGGUGCUGAAGAAGUGUCAGCAGGCUGAGAAAAUCUUAAAAGAGGAAGAAAGGGAGGCAUACAUCAACCCUGAGCUGGCUUUGGAAGAGAAGAACAAAGGCAACGAGUGUUUCCAGAAAGGGGAUUAUCCACAAGCCAUGAAGCACUACACCGAAGCGAUCAAGCGUAACCCCAGCGAUGCCAAACUGUACAGCAACAGGGCUGCCUGCUACACCAAGUUGCUGGAGUUCCAGCUAGCGCUCAAGGACUGCGAGGAAUGCAUCCGUUUAGAACCCGCGUUCAUCAAAGGCUACACACGCAAAGCGGCGGCUUUGGAAGCCAUGAAGGACUACACCAAGGCCAUGGAUGUCUAUCAGAAAGCCCUGGAGCUGGACGCGAAUUGCAAGGAAGCCGCGGAAGGUUACCAGCGCUGCCUGAUGUCCCAGUACAAUCGCAACGACAACCCCGAGGAUGUGAAGCGCCGGGCCAUGGCCGAUCCUGAGGUGCAGCAGAUCAUGAGCGACCCAGCCAUGCGGCUGAUCCUGGAGCAGAUGCAGAAAGAUCCACAGGCGCUAAGCGAACACUUGAAAAACCCCGUCAUUGCUCAGAAGAUCCAGAAGCUCAUGGAUGUUGGCUUGAUCGCCAUCCGGUGAUGUUUCUGACCAUCUUUCACACUUUCCCCCCCCCCCGGUUGAAAAAGGCAGCCUGAUGAACUUCUCCACGAAAAUCGGUCCAGCGGGGCCAAUCUCCUCGCCAAAAGGCAGAGACUCACACAUUUGAGACAAGGCGUCCGCCUCUCGCACACGCGCGUGCUCGUACCAUCCAUCCUAUCCGGCACCGGAAUAUCGGCCUUGUCUGUUGUCCAGGCCCGUUGCUCUGUUUCAGUUACUCCGUGUUGUGAGCUGCCAUAUUCUUAUUUUUUUGGUCUCCCUCUCUUCCCCCUUCCCUUGCAGUUUUUAAUUCAGGCCAUGGGAAGCCUCGUUACUCGUUUUUCCGGUUUUUCGUUCGGCUGUGAGGCUGCGGUUUACUUUGGUCUCCUGCACAUCGAAUAAUAAAAAAAAAAAAGCAAAAUUA
Crotalus tigris (Tiger rattlesnake) is the source of this 2178-nucleotide messenger RNA. RefSeq names its product stress induced phosphoprotein 1 (gene STIP1). NCBI's taxonomy places the organism in Eukaryota, Metazoa, Chordata, Lepidosauria, Squamata, Viperidae. Gene Ontology annotation, molecular function: Hsp90 protein binding. Bases 126 to 1757 code for a protein of 543 amino acids. The record is from RefSeq and is a predicted model, not a curated record. The transcript is spliced from 14 exons.